CUGAUCGUCUGCCUGACAACCUGCUAGCCUCGACCAUCCACUUGUUGGCUUCACAUAGUGAAACAGUUGGGAUGAGGGAUUUUCAGCUAUUCUUUGAAUUCCGCAGUCGGCUGAACCUAUAAGCAGGCACACAAUCCAAGCACACGAAUUCGCGGUCAUAGACGAAAGUGCGGAUGGAAAAAGAAAGAUAUACAGCCUAACUACUCUCCUCAAUCUUGGGUCAUUUUUCAAUGAAUAUCAACUGGAUACUUACCAGCUAGUAUCCGUACAUUGAGUCUCCGCAAGAAGGAUCAUCUUAUAGAUCUGAUUCGAAGGACCCACGGGACCAGCUACUAGUAGACAGGCCCUCGAUUCUGCUCCAUUCAAUUCUCAGUCAAUAGCAGUCUCGUGUUAUCGCUGCCAUAUUGCAACCAUGACGAGCAUUUUCCUGUUCUGCACCUCCAACGUGCCAGCAAACACGAUCAACCAAUUCAUGACAGAAUUCGCCGACGCCAGCGAAGACCCAAACAUCUUCUGUCUAGUCCGCACUCCCGACCAGGAACAGUUCGAUGAAUGGGGCACCGAACCACCCGUGCAAGACUUCACGACUGGCUUUGAAAACGCCUCUGAUUCUGCUCUCCGCCUCUACACACAGAAUCGAAUCGAUGAACUCAAGGAUGCAGGCAAGGCCGGCGGGCUAACACCCGGAUGGUUGGCUAAGCUUGACGAGCGAUCCCGGCACGACUCGACCGUGGUUCUGCAAUACCGCAAGAUCAAAGCCAACUGGGCACAGGCGUUGGAAGAUGCUGAAGAGCAGUUCCAAAUCCCCGGUCAGGCGGAUGUUGAUGAUCAGAAUAUCUGGUGGAAGUGGCGUGUGCCAUUUGCGGAUGCUUUCCAGCUGUUUAACAGCGUCGAUGAGGGUGUCCCGGAUAUGAUUCGACUGUUUACCCGGCCAGAGUUUAUGGACUCGGAGGGUGUGCUUCAUGUGGAUGUCCCACGUCAGAUCAUCAAGGGGGAGAUCCCAGAUCCCAUUACAGAGAGUGCAAGCUGAGGUUUUGCUGGUCUACCUCUCAUCUCGGCAAAUUGUUUAUCUUACCCCUGCCCAUCUCCCAAAAUCUUAUGUAACAGAAAUCGGCUAUACAGUCGUCAACACAUCCAAGACUCAAUGGACGUACUCCGUAGACUUAAAUUGCCUUGAUGGGAGUGGAUGGUGUGACGUGACACAACUUUGUGGCUGACGUCCCAAGCCUUAAGUUGACAUAUGGCACUGUGGAUUGCCACAAACCUCCAUCUUUGAUAAUAUCUAAGCACUGCCUGUUUUAGUCGCUCCAAUCCUAGGAAUCCAACGUCUGUAAGCGAUAGAUGAGCCUCAUGAU
Molecule: messenger RNA, 1355 nt
Organism: Aspergillus welwitschiae
Lineage: Eukaryota; Fungi; Ascomycota; Eurotiomycetes; Eurotiales; Aspergillaceae
Exons: 3
Coding region: 413-1030 (205 amino acids)
Source: RefSeq, a predicted model, not a curated record